Molecule: messenger RNA, 1008 nt
Organism: Urocitellus parryii (Arctic ground squirrel)
Lineage: Eukaryota; Metazoa; Chordata; Mammalia; Rodentia; Sciuridae
Source: RefSeq, a predicted model, not a curated record
AUGGAUACCAAGGGGCUCCUGUCCUUGAGCCUCCUGCUAAUUCUGUCCCUGGCUUUUGAGCUGAGCUACGCAACAGGUGGGGGCGUGAUGAACUGCCCAAAGAUUCUCUGGCGGUUGGGAAGUGAUGUGGUGCUGCCCCUGACCAGUGAACGGAUAAACAAAAGCAUGAACAAAAGCAUUCAUAUUCUUGUCACCAUGGCCGAGUCACCAGAAAGCAGCAUCAAGAAGAAAAUAGUCUCUCUCGAUCCAUCUGAAAAGGGCUCUCAGAGUUACCUGGAGGAUGGCUAUCAGUUCCACCUGGAAAAYCUGAGCCUGGUGAUCUUGGGCAGCAAGAAUGACAGCGAGGGAUGGUACUUUAUGAGCCUGGAGGAAAACAUCUCGGUCCGGCAAUUUUGUGUGCAGCUGGAGCUUUAUGAGCAGGUCUCCACUCCAGAAAUUAAAGUGUUAAACACAACUCAAGAGAAAGACAAUGGGACCUGCAGCUUGAUACUCUCCUGCACAGYGGAGAAGGGGGACCACGUGACUUACACCUGGAGUGAGAAGGGCACCCACCUGCUGAGCUCAGCCAACAGCUCCCACCUCCUGUACCUUACCCUUGGUCGGCAGCAUGCUGACAACGUCUACGUCUGCACUGCAAGCAACCCUGUCAGCAACAGCUCCCAGACCUUCAGUCCAGGGCGCAGGUGCGGUUUCAAGUCCUCAGACUCAAGACAAUGGGGACUGUUUGCUGGACUGUUGCUAGGGGGCAUCGUGGGCGUCAUCAUGACUAUUGAAGUGGUAAUCCUCCUGUGGAGAAGAAGAGGUAACAAAAACCAUUACCAACCAGCCGCGGAAGAAAAAAGCCUUACUAUCUACGCCCAAGUCCAGAAAGCAGGUACUCUUCAGAGGAAACCUGACCCCCUGCCAGCCGAGGACCCCUGCACCACCAUCUAUGUGGCUGCCACAGAGCCAGUCCAGGAACCAAAUCCCAUCACAGUCUAUGCCAGUGUGACCCUUCCAGAGAGCUGA